UAGCACCUCGAGUUGGUUGUAGUGUAGCCGUCCAGACUAAGGUCUGAGGGAGAAGUCUAGGAAACCCUUAGUCAAUUAGCCCAGAGAACGAACUUGUUGGCUUGAUUUGAUAUCCCUUGGACUAUCAACCGAGAGGGCGAAGCUUCUUCGCUUGUUGCGCUCUCCUAUGGUUUACAACCACCUUUCUACACACUUGCAUUCUUGUUGACUAACCUUGAUAUAUGGCUAGGGGGAGCAACACCUGGGUGAAGCCUUCUCAAUUAGUAUUCAAAACCAUUUACCUAUUCGCUUGCUUUCAAUUGUAAUUCGUAGUUUUAACCAAAAAUCAAUUGCUAGAUAAUGUUUCAAACGAUUGAAGUAGGGGUACAUGGACCGGUCUGGGUUUGACAUUUAAAUACUUGCUCUAUAUUGCAUCCGACUAGAGUUUAUACUUGGGCUCUAUUCGGGAUUUUAAUCCGAGGUGUAGUAGUAGCACAAGUCAAAUUUUUGGCGCCGUUGCCGGGGACUUUCGGUCCAUUACUUUGAAAAGGCCGUUUGGUGUUAAUCUAGCUUUUACUUUUUGAAUUGUUGAUUGUGAAUCUGCUUCGUGUUGUGUUUCUUUGAAGUGUGUGUAGGAGGGUGUAUGACCCGGAUUAAUCCGGCACCUUUGGCGCCAUUAGACGAGAACCUCAACCGAACUCUCCGACUCUUGGCUCGGGAGAGGGAGUUGGCGGAACCAAGAGGAAGGAAAGCGGAUCGGGGACAAACACAAGUUGAACCGGUAGUUGAAUUUGAAAAUGAAGUUGAGGAGGAAGUUGAAUCGUAAGAGAAUUUGUAGCUGAGAUGGUAGAGAAUCAACAUGCCUAAGAGGAGAAUGAGGAAAUGAGAACCAUGGGUGACUAUAUGGCUCCACGGGCGGAGGAUAUUCAACCAAGCAUUUUGCAUGCACCCAUGGUUGCCAACAAUUUCGAGAUCAAAGCCCGACCUCGUCACAAUGAUCCAGAACAAUAUCCAUUUCCCUGGGCUUAAGGAUGAGUCUACAAGGGAGCAUGUCUAGAGAUUCCUGGAGAUAGCGGGAAGUUUUAAGAUCAAUGGGGUAUCCGAAGAGGAUCUAAAGUUGAGGCUUUUCCCUACUCUUUUGCGGCGAAGGCGCUCCGAUGGCUCAACAAUAGGCCACCCCUCUCGAUUACCUCAUGGGACGACUUGCUCAACAAGUUCAUGGCCUGAUAUCAUCCACCUUUCAAGACGGUAGAAUGGCAUAAGAAGAUCACUCACUUCGCCCAAGAGGAGGACGAGACGUUGAGGGAUGCAUGGGAGAGGUACUCUGACUAUUUCCUCCAAUGUCCCCAUCACGGGUUUGGAGAGCAGUUACAGAUCAAAACCUUCUAUGACCGUCUUCUUCGAGAGGAUAAGAUUCUCAUAGACUCUUUGUGUCAAGGAAACCUGAUGAACAAGAUUCCACCCGGGAUGACCGCUUUGCUUGAGGAUAUGGCGACAAAGGGGUAUGAUUGAGGUUUGACGAGAAGUGGAAUAAGGGAAGCCGAGAGAGGAGUACACUCCACAGAGGCAAAUCCUCCGCUCACCGCAAAGAUUGACCAGUUGAUAACGUCGCUUCUAGAAGAUGAGAAGCAAGGCAAGAAGCCGGUGAUUGGUGUUCGAUGACCAACCAUGAGAUUGUGGAGUGUCAAUUGAUGAAGGAAGCAAGCACUCCGGACGAGAAAGUAAGCUUCAUUGCUAAUGCUAGGGGGAUAAACAACAACAACAACCCCUAUACCAACACUUACAAUCCGGGUUGGCAAAACCAUCCCAACUUUGCAUGGUCUUCCCCGAGCAAUCCAAGACCCUCGAUUUCCAAGGACCAACGGGGAACUAUAAACCAAGGCCUCCUUUCGUCCAACCAAGGCCACAAUUCCAAGUCUCGAACUUACAACAACAAUUUCAACCACAAGGUGGUCAAGGGUUCCAACAACAACUCGACAAGUUUGCAAAACUAGAAGGCCUCAUCACCACCUUUGUGAGUACAAGUUCUCAGAAGUUUGAGGAGAUUGAGAAAUUUAUGGAGGUAGAAACAAACAAGCUUACUUCAAUUGAGGAAGCUCUAAGAAACCAUCAAGCAAGUCUUCAUAACUUGGAGACCCAAAUCGACAAUCUUGUUGGGAUCCUCAUCGAAAGACCGAAAGGAGCCCUACCUUCCCAAACUAUCGCCAACCCCAAGGAUCAAAAUGGCGGGUUGAAAAAUAUUUGCUUGAGGAGCGGGAAGGUAACUCCGGAAGUUGUUGCUAAGGAGAAAAUUGAAGAGAAGGAAUCCCCUCCAAAGAUCAACGAACAAGAACUCUCGGAUGGAGAGGGUGAAGAGGCUAAGAAGGCAUCGCCGACGCCACCACAAGUGGCUGAGUACAAGCCUCCUAUCCCCUUCCCUACAAGGGUGCACAAAGACCAUUUGGAGGUGGAAUGCGGCAAAUUCAUGGAGAUGCACAAGAAGCUCAACAUCACAAUGUCGUUCCUGGAAGCAAUGGAGUACAUGCCAAGCUAGGCCAAGUACCCCAAAGGGCUUCAUGCAGUGAAGUCAAAGUUUGAAGACAUCACCACUGUCACCUUGGGUGAGGAUUGCUUAGCCUUCAUCCAUAAAAAGUUUCCUAAAAAGCAACAAGAUCCAUGUAGCUUUACUAUCCCUCUUAGCACCAGAACAUGCCAUAUAGAAAAUUCCUUGAUGGAUUUAGGAGCAAGCAUCAAUGUAGUGCCAUAUAAGCUUUUCAAGACGUUAAACCUCGGUAAAUUGAAAACCACUAGGUUGAGUGUUAUAUUGACUGGACGAUCCGUGAUUAGUCCUAGAGGUAUUGUGGAGGAUGUUCUAGUUAUUAUCCGAAGGAUUUCAUUAUCCUUUACUUCAGUGAAGAUGCAUAUAUGCCUCUCAUAAUAGGAUGCCCCUUCCUUGCCACCUCCAAGGCCUUAAUUGAUGUUAAUGAGGGCACAUUGAUCUUGAGAGACAGAGAGGUGAAAAUACUUUUUCGAUUGACCCUAAGGGUAAGCAUGAUGAAGUUAAGGAAAUGGAAUCGAAUGAUAUGUUUGGAAGUGGAGGUGAGCCACUCAAGGUGAACCCCACUAGUGCUCUUGCUCCUUGUGAUUAUGUGAAAUAGGGACCUAAGGUGGGUACCAAACCCGAAGGAAAGAAAAGGAAAGCUUGGCGUGAGAAGAUGAGCCACUCUUUUACCCAAAAGAAGGAUAAGGGUAAAGCGAAGGUACGCGACCAAGAGGGGAUGGGAGUAGGUGCUAAGCCCUAUAAGGGUUAGCACCGUGAUAACUAGCAAAAAUCACUAUGGAUUAUUAUAAAAUCAAUACAACCUCUAAGCUAAAUCACUACUAAUUCAAACUAGUAGUAGUUUUUCCCUUGGUUAGGACGGUGCUAACUAUUGUACAAUUAGCACCGUAACCCCUCCCGACCAAGAGGGCCAUCCUUUGGAGUUCAAGAUGGGGGUGACAAGAGUAUCCACUCUCGGAGGCCUCAUGCUCUCAAGCAUGAAGAUCUGAAAUGUCAAGCUAGGGACAUUAAAUUAGCGCUUGUUGGGAGGCAACCCAACAUAGGUUUGUGUUACUUUUCCUUAUUUUCUGUUUCUGUGAUUGAGUGAUGAGUUUAAGUGGUUGAAUGGUGAUCACCGUGCCAGCGUUGUGUGUUUGAAAAUUUUGGAUGUUUAAUGAUUGAUUUAGGGACACGGUUAUUAGAUCGAGGCUUGAGAGUUUGGAAAAUGCCUUGUUUUUUUAUGCACUUCACGGUUUUAGCUCGGACCGUGAUAAUGUGGCUGAGACCGUGAUCUCGAGAGGCAUUUUCACUUACCCAAAACUUGCAGUUUUGUCACGAGUUCACAGUUGAUGAGUUGUUUUCACGGUCUUAGUGACCAUGAAAAUCGACCCCCGUCCGUGAACCUCGGGAUCGUGCUAUAAAAGAGGGACUAUGAUCCCUCAUUCUUCACAAACGUUUUCUCGCCGGAAGUCUAAGAAUCUCGCCAGAAAAUUGCGAUUUCAAUCCAUUUUCCCUCGAGUUCGUCGAGUUCUGGCCUUCCAUUUUCAAAACCAAAACUAGAUCCACAUUCCUCGAGACCGACCGCCUCUUCGUCGAAGUUUUGGAGUGAUUUGGCGCAACUUUUUUUUUACAGCGAGACGAUUUCAGGUGAGCUAGUUGAGAGCUUCAGGAAAAUCUACCGUGAGCCUCUCUAGCCUGUUUUUUUGGCUAUUUUUCGAUUCCUCGCCAUCUCCUCAACUUUCCCUUCGAUCCUACUUGAGUCUCCAGGUGUGUUUUAAACUUUUGCCUUGUUAAUUAUGGAGAAUCAACUUAGGAUGCCUAGGUGAGGAGAUUUCGUGCAUUUAUCCAUGCAUGUUGAAAUUAGGCGGGGGGUUAGUUGAUUGAUGAAGAUUGAAUGAUGCAUCAAGUGGUUGUGGAGUUGAUUGAGCCUUGGUGGGAAAGAUUUGAUAUGAUUUUUGUUUGGAUUGGAAAAUUCCCACCAAGUGCAAUGUGUGAAUGAAUGUUUGGUCUACUUUUGUGCAUGAUGGUUGGUAGCUAUCGAGGCAUGGUUCGGGUUCGAAAUUGUGAUAACACCUAAAUUGGUGUUAUUUAUCCUUCAUGUAUAGGUUUAUUUUGUUGUAAUGCAUGCACAUAAUCAUUUAAUAGCGUUGAUUGCAACCCUAUUUCGUUCCUAUUUGAUUACGAUGUGAUUUUAGGAUGCUUUAGAUAAUACAUGCGAAUUAGGUACGAAAAAAGAACAAGUGUAGAAAAAGGGGGCAAAAUGGUGAUGAUUGUGGCCUAGAAAUGGAAAUCACUACUGAGAAAAAAGGCAACGAACUCAAGGCAAAGAUCACGACCUUGAACCCUACGAUCGCGGUUGCGAUCUCUGAGGCUGAGGGCGCGAACUUCGUGAAGAAGCCAGCAAGGAGAAACAAAGAGUUUCCCUAGUCCGACCACAACCACAAUUUACAUUGACCGCGAGGAAGUUCGUGGCCGGGCUUCAGGGAUCGUGACCGCAAUCUUUAUACUGCCUGGCCGCGAUCUUCUCUGUUCUUUGAAGAAUAUAAAUAGAAGACCCCUUCCGCCAUUCAGGAGAGCUGAUUUUGAGAUAGAAUUUCUUGUUAGAGAGAGAAAGAAGAGAGAGAAUCUGAAUGAAUAAGAAGAAAAGAAGAAGGAGGAGGAGCUAAAAGGGAGGAGCCAUAUUCCUCACAUCAAUCACAUCAAGUCUUCCCCAAUUUAUUUUAUGUAUCUUCUUUCCUCCUUUAUGGAGUAGUCCUCUAAGGUACUAGGAGUUCUAAAUCCCAAACCUUAGUUCUAGGGUUAAUAUGUAAUGAAUGGAUAUUUUAGGG
Molecule: messenger RNA, 5325 nt
Organism: Linum trigynum
Lineage: Eukaryota; Viridiplantae; Streptophyta; Magnoliopsida; Malpighiales; Linaceae
Source: the annotation of a GenBank genome assembly